GGGGUGACACCUGAAGAGGGGUGACACUGAGGAGGGACACCGAGGGUGACACCUGAAGAGGGGUGACACCUUAAGAGGGACAACUGAGGGGUGACAGCUGAGGAGCAGUUGAGGAACAAUAAGUGAGGGGGGACAACUAAAGACGGGCACUGAGGGGUGACAGCUGAGGAACAACUGAGGGGGUGACACCUGAAGAGGGGUGACACUGAGGAGGGACACCCAGGGUGACAACAGAGGAGUGACAGCUGAGGAGAGACACCAAGGAGAGACAACUGAAGAGUGACAGCAGAGGAGUGACAGCUGAGGAGAGACACCAAGGAGAGACAACUGAAGAGUGACAGCAGAGGAGUGACAGCUGAGGAGAGACACCAAGGAGAGACAACUGAAGAGUGACAGCAGAGGAGUGACAGCUGAGGAGAGACACCAAGGAGAGACAACUGAAGAGUGACAGCAGAGGAGUGACAGCUGAGGAGAGACACCAAGGAGAGACAACUGAAGAGUGACAGCAGAGGAGUGACAGCUGAGGAGAGACACCAAGGAGAGACAACUGAAGAGUGACAACGGAGGAGGACAGCUGUCACCUGCUCCUGACAGCCGGGAUCUGACCCAGUUUUCAGGACUUCAUAUUCAAUGGCAGGGAAACUAGUGAGCAGGAAGUUGAAAUGAAUUCAGAAAUUGUCCUUGAAGAAUACCUCUAUAAAAGAUCACAGCAGAAGAAGUGGACAUCACCCGUAAACUACAAGGAAAGAUUAUUUGUGCUCACCAACUCCAGAUUAACCUAUUAUGAAGGUCGUUCUGAGAAAAAAAACAAGAAAGGAUCUGUGGACAUCACAAAGAUUAAGUGCGUGGAAGUGGUGAAGAACGGAAUGGACCAAGUGCCUUGUCAGAAUAAAUAUGCGUUUCAGGUUGUCUAUGACACAAACACACUGUAUAUUUUUUCCCCAACGCCAGAGAGCCGUGACCAAUGGGUGAAGUGUAUAAAAAAAGGAAUAAAGAACAACAGCUACAUCUUGCCCAAAUAUCACCCCAGUCUUUGGUCAGAUGGUGUUUAUCAGUGCUGCAGGCAAACAGAGAAAAUGGCGCCAGGAUGUGAGGCAUAUAAUCUCUUUGAAGUUAAUGCAUCUAAGCCCCUGCCACCUACACCAGAUGCUAAGAGAAGGCCUCCACCUCCUUUGCCUCCACCACAGGAUCCGGUCGAUAAACAGGAAGGAGAUAUAGCAAUUGCAAUGUUUGACUUUCACCCCGUGGAGCCCCAUGACCUUAGACUGACCAUCGGGGAGGAAUAUGUGGUGCUUGAAAAGAAGGACGUGCACUGGUGGAAGGCAAGAAAUAAGUAUGGACAAGAAGGCUACAUUCCCAGCAACUAUGUGACAGAGAAGAAACUAGACAAUUUAGAUCAAUAUGAGUGGUACAGUAGGAAUAUGAACAGAAAUAAAGCAGAACAGCUUCUCAAAAUGGAAGAUAAAGAAGGCGGAUUCAUCGUUAGGAAUUCCAGCCUAGCUGGCAUGUAUACUGUGUCACUUUAUACAAAGUAUGCAGGGGAAGGUUCCUCGCCAAUACGCCAUUAUCAUAUUAAAGAGACACAAGCAUUCCCUAAGCAGUAUUAUCUGGCGGAAAAACAUGUUUUUAACUCUAUUCCUGAUAUGAUUGACUAUCACAAGCUCAAUGCAGCAGGCCUAGUUACAAGGUUAAGAUAUCCCAUGUGUCCGAAUAAGACAGCCCCUACAACUGCAGGAUUCAGCUAUGAUAAAUGGGAAAUAAAUCCUUCUGAGCUCACCUUUAUGAAGGAGUUGGGAAGCGGCCUGUUUGGUGUGGUGCGUCUUGGGAAGUGGCGAGCCCAGUAUAAAGUCGCCAUCAAAGCCAUUCGUGAAGGUGCCAUGUCUGAAGAGGAUUUCAUAGAGGAGGCCAAGGUUAUGAUGAAACUGACUCAUCCCAAACUAGUACAGUUAUAUGGGGUCUGUACAGAAAAGAGGCCGAUCUACAUAGUGACUGAGUUCAUGGAACACGGCUGUCUACUGAACUACCUCCGCCAAAGACAGGGACAGUUCAAUACUGACAUUCUGCUCAGCAUGUGCCAAGACGUGUCUGAUGGAAUGAACUACCUGGAACAGAGCAAUUUCUUACAUCGAGACCUGGCUGCCAGAAACUGUUUGGUGAAUGAUCUUGGUGUAGUAAAAGUAUCUGACUUUGGAAUGACAAGGUACGUCCUUGAUAACCAAUACACAAGUUCUUGUGGCGCCAAAUUUCCUGUGAAGUGGUCACCACCUGAGGUCUUUAACUACAGCAAGUUCAGCAGUAAAUCUGAUGUCUGGUCCUUUGGUGUGUUAAUGUGGGAGGUGUUCACUGAGGGUAAGAUGCCCUUUGAGAGCUACUCCAAUGUGGACGUGGUAGAUAUGGUCACAAGAGGCGAAAGACUGUAUAGACCCAGGUUGGCUACAAACAGAAUUUACACAAUAAUGAAGGCCUGUUGGCAUGAGAAGCCAGAAGGACGCCCUAAGUUUUGUGACCUUUUGGUGGCAAUCGGCCAAAUACUAGAAGGAGAAUUCUGAAGACUUGGAAAUAGUUAUACUUCACUGACUGGAUUUUUUUUUAUUGUUAGACAAGUUAGUAAUUGGACUUCUAAUUUGCUGGACAUACAUUUCCCUUAUAUGGUUCCUACAUGAUUUUUUUUUUUUUUUUUUUACAUGUAUUUUUAGAAUAUCUGGCACACUACGGGCUUUACCUUCUGUAGGUUUACCCAACUCACAACCCCGUUUGUUUGAUGGAAUUUGUCCCCUGAUCUAUUUUCUAGAUGAACGGCUUGAAUGCUAUGGGAAGUUUGAAAUAUCUGUGAAUGACGGGUAAAGAAUUUCUAAAACAUCAUUUUUUUUAAACUGUGACGCCUUGUUGCGUAUCUGUACAUAACAUGUAUAUUUAUAGAAAUAUAUUUAUGAUAAAAAGGUUGUUUGUAUUUGUA
This is a messenger RNA of Rana temporaria (common frog), 2956 nucleotides long. It is a transcript of the gene TEC, whose product is annotated as tec protein tyrosine kinase. NCBI's taxonomy places the organism in Eukaryota, Metazoa, Chordata, Amphibia, Anura, Ranidae. Gene Ontology annotation, biological process: B cell receptor signaling pathway; adaptive immune response; intracellular signal transduction. The transcript is spliced from 18 exons. The record is from RefSeq and is a predicted model, not a curated record. Gene Ontology annotation, molecular function: ATP binding; non-membrane spanning protein tyrosine kinase activity; protein binding. Bases 663 to 2549 code for a protein of 628 amino acids.